AUGCCUCCCAAAGCUGCUGCUGCUCCCAAGGCCAAGGCCUCGCACGCUUCCUACCAGGACAUGAUCACUGAUGCCAUUGUCAACCUCAAGGACCGCAAUGGCUCUAGCCGUCAGUCUCUCAAGAAGUACGUCAAGGCCAACAACUCCUUGAACGUGUCGGACAACAUGUUCGACUCCCUCUUCAACAAGGCCCUCAAGGCCGGCGUCGAGAAGGGCGUCUUUGCCCAGCCCAAGGGCCCCUCGGGCGGCACCAAGCUGGCCAAGAAGCCCGCCGCCCCCAAGAAGGCCGCUGCCACCACCGCUGCCCCCAAGAAGGCCGCUGCCGCCAAGCCUGCCGCCAAGGCCGCUGCUCCCAAGAAGGCUGCUGCCCCCAAGAAGGCCGCUGCUGCCAAACCCGCGGCGAAGAAGGCUGCUGCUCCCAAGAAGGCCGCCCCGAAGAAGACUGCUGCCAAGGCUGAGAAGCCCGAGACGGUCCUCACCAAGACCAAGUCUGGCCGUGUCGCCAAGGUGGCCAAGCCUACCGUCAAGAAGGCUGCCCCCAAGAAGGCCGCUCCCAAGAAGGCCGCUGCCGCCAAAUAA
Molecule: messenger RNA, 579 nt
Organism: Akanthomyces muscarius
Lineage: Eukaryota; Fungi; Ascomycota; Sordariomycetes; Hypocreales; Cordycipitaceae
Exons: 4
Coding region: 1-579 (192 amino acids)
Biological process (GO): negative regulation of DNA recombination; nucleosome assembly; chromosome condensation
Cellular component (GO): nucleosome; nucleus
Molecular function (GO): double-stranded DNA binding; structural constituent of chromatin; nucleosomal DNA binding
Source: RefSeq, a predicted model, not a curated record